AUGACGGAUAAAGAAAAGAUGGAAGCUGGAACAGCUGCAGAGGUAAACGCCAGCGAUUUCAGGAGCGUAAAGCUCUCUACGUUCUGGAAAGACGACCCCAAGCUAUGGUUCGCCAUGCUGGAAAAAGAAUUUUUGGCGUACGAGGUGAGGUCUGAUGUGGUAAAAUGUGUAUCAGUAUUACGACAUUUGGACAGGAAUAUCAUCAGAGUCGUCGCAGACAUAAUCUCAGCCUCAGAGUGCGAGGAUUCGUACAGACGGAUUAAAGAAGCGCUGAUAGAGCGGUUGGCGUCGUCUGAGGAGACACAGCUUCGCCAGCUUCUUACAGGGAUCAAGUUGAACGGACGGAAGCCGACAGAAUUGUUGCGGGAGAUGCAAUUGCUCGCCGGUGCAAAGGUUAGUGCAAGCGUUUUGCAAACGCUAUGGCUUCAGCGUUUGCCCACGCGGGUGCAAGAACUCCUGGCUGUGGUUGAUGACGCAGCAUUGGAUAAGUUAGCAGCAUUAGCGGACAAAAUGAUCGAAAGAUCGCCGUUUCCGGAAGUGGUAGCCAUUACGGAAAGCGAGCCAAAUACGCAUCGUGGAACAGCACCGCAAGACCCAGAAGCCGCAGCCGAGGCCGAUCCUUUAAGAGACGUAGCUCCUCCCGCGGAAGAAGCGCUGAUCGUUACCACCAAACUAAGAGACCAGAUUAUUGUUUUUAUCAUAGGAAGUUUGGAGAGCGAUCAUUUAAAUGCUCUCAGCCCUGCAGCUGGACAGAACCGGACGCGCGUUCGAAGCAGGAAAACUAAACAGGUCGUGGCAAGUGGAGACGGUUGCUGA
Messenger RNA from Osmia lignaria (orchard mason bee), 816 nucleotides. Lineage: Eukaryota; Metazoa; Arthropoda; Insecta; Hymenoptera; Megachilidae. The record is from RefSeq and is a predicted model, not a curated record.